This is a messenger RNA of Morone saxatilis (striped sea-bass), 1665 nucleotides long. It is a transcript of the gene hoxc12a, whose product is annotated as homeobox C12a. The record is from RefSeq and is a predicted model, not a curated record. The transcript has 2 exons. Bases 1 to 828 code for a protein of 275 amino acids. Lineage: Eukaryota; Metazoa; Chordata; Actinopteri; Moronidae. Gene Ontology annotation, molecular function: sequence-specific double-stranded DNA binding; DNA-binding transcription factor activity, RNA polymerase II-specific. Gene Ontology annotation, biological process: regulation of DNA-templated transcription.
AUGGGCGAGCAUAAUCUCCUUAAUCCAGGGUUUGUGGGACCUUUGGUAAACAUCCACACUGGAGACACAUUUUACUUUCCGAAUUUUAGAGCCUCAGGGGGACAACUGGCGGGGCUACCGUCUCUCUCCUACCCGAGAAGGGACAAUGUUUGCUCCCUCCCGUGGAAUCCUUCGGAGCCGUGCAAUGGAUACUCUCAAUCCUACUUUAGCAGCCCCGUGUCUAUUAACCCUUCUUUCAAUCGGUCGUGUGAGAUUACCAGACCAGAAGAGGGUAAAUGUUAUUAUAAUAACGGCAACGGGAACAGGGAGACCUGUUCAGGUGGCAGCAGCCUCAAAAGAGAGGAUAGGGCGAGAGACACAUCAUCAUUAACAUCUGACCACGGGAUGCACAGUGGAAUAGGCAGCACUGUCGCCUUUUCCAAAUAUGAUUAUGGGACCGAGCAGCUAACGCAAGACCCGCCGUCCUGUCAGUCAAUGGAGUCCGACUCCAGCUCCUCUCUGCUCAACGAAGGGAGCAAGCCUUCAUCCAGCGACACACAGACCCUGGUGUCACCGGGAAGCCAUUCGAGCAACAUAGCUGCAGGCGGAGCUGCCCCGUGGUACCCGAUGCACACUCGGACCAGAAAGAAGCGUAAACCGUAUUCCAAACUUCAGCUGGCUGAGCUAGAAGGUGAAUUCAUGAUGAAUGAGUUCAUCACCAGGCAGCGGCGGAGGGAGCUCUCCGACCGCCUGAACCUCAGCGACCAACAAGUCAAGAUCUGGUUCCAGAACCGCAGGAUGAAGAAGAAGAGACUCAUGCUGAGGGAGCAAGCUUUGGCCUACUUUUAAAGAUGCGGCAGAAGGUGAAUCGAUAGGCAGUAAAAGCCAAGCCUUCUACGCUCCCCUUGGUCUUCUUUUCAAUGCAUGCACUCAUCUAUCCAUCUUUUACGUUGCAGGCAAUUAUUACAACAUUUUCUGAUAUUUUUAUUUCUCAAAGGUGCGGGCUAAACGAGCCCAAAAACAAGCCACUACAUGGCAUUCAAAGCUAUAUUCUACAUGUCAAUAAGACAUGUCUUCAUGUUUGGUAUUGUCGCACAAAAAAAGCUGUGAGGAUAUGUUUUCUCUGUAGGCUGCAUCUCUUGUUUUUCCUGAUUUGUCAGGAGAUCAGUCUACGCCCUAAAUGUCAGCAACGCGAAGGUGUCGUCGGGGCAAUAGCUCAGUUUUGGGAUGACACAUAAUAACAACAUCCUUUUUGUUCCAUUUUUAGUCAGAGAAAAUGAGGAGUGAGCGGGGCCACUUGGUAAAAUCUCCAAAAAUAGGCCUAAAAAUAACAGUGGAGUCAGGAAGGACAGCAAAGACUGACAGACAGGCUUCAUACGCGCAAUCAUUUCUCUGAGGUUAUGAACUGAUAAAGAAGUAUCUCCCUCCCGGUUGCUCAAAAACUUCCAACAGCCAUAAUGUGUUGGGUAAGAGGAACUUCACCUUAUCUUCCUUCCUUUUAGUUUUUUCACCACGCGUUUGUGGGCACGUUCACGGUCACGGGCAGGAAGUCUGGAAGUCUGCAUGAGGAGAGGGAGGACUAAAACCGCAAUGUAAUCCAUAUCGAUAUCCCUAUCUUUGUUCAUGCGCUAACGAGUUUCUAAAGGUGUUUUUUUUACUUACUUUUCUUACCUUUCAACUUGUCUU